Trichogramma pretiosum is the source of this 1866-nucleotide messenger RNA. RefSeq names its product 60S ribosomal export protein NMD3-like (gene Nmd3). The record is from RefSeq and is a predicted model, not a curated record. Bases 248 to 1768 code for a protein of 506 amino acids. The transcript has a single exon. Gene Ontology annotation, molecular function: ribosomal large subunit binding. NCBI's taxonomy places the organism in Eukaryota, Metazoa, Arthropoda, Insecta, Hymenoptera, Trichogrammatidae. Gene Ontology annotation, biological process: ribosomal large subunit export from nucleus. Gene Ontology annotation, cellular component: cytoplasm; nucleus.
CUGGUAUAUUUGCAAGUAAAUACUUUCCAUAAGAGCACAUGUUAAAAUCGAUGUCAGCACUGCUAUCCCCUCCAUCCAUCACAUGCACACAGCACGCUGCGAAUAGCCUAUACACAAAUAUGGUAUAGCUAAUAGCAACCUUUACUAUAAAAUCACAGCUAGUUGUGUGUAACAGGUGGUUGUGGAAAUACUUGUUUUUUUAAUUUUUACCAUUUUAUAAUAAACAAAAAAAUUUGUCCGUUCAAUCAUGGACGAGGAUCAAUUCAUGGAGCUUCCAGAUGAAGCUUUGCAAACAACAAAAGCCCGUAUUCUCUGCUGUGAAUGUGCUACGCCGAUUGAGCCGAAUCCCACCAACACGUGCGUUGGCUGUUUACGUUCAAGAGUUGAUUUAAGCGAAGAUAUUCCGAAAAGUGCUACUCUUUACUUUUGUCGCAACUGCGAACGUUAUUUGGUGCCACCGGGUGAAUGGAUCAAGGCAGCUUUGGAAUCUCGAGAGCUGUUGCAACUUUGCUUGAAGAGAUUAAAAAAUUUGCAAAAGGUAAAGCUCGUAGACGCCAGCUUUCUCUGGACGGAACCCCACUCCAAAAGAAUCAAAGUACAGCUAACAAUACACGGUACUAUUCUGAACGCGACCUUAGAGCAAGUAUUCAUUGUUGAGUAUGUUGUGGCAAACCAAAUGUGCGAUGAUUGCCACAGAACAGAAGCUAAGGACUUCUGGAAUGCAUCUGUUCAGGUCAGACAGAAAUCCAUCAAUCGCAAGACUUUUUAUUAUUUAGAACAGUUGAUUUUGAAGCAUAAAGCUCAUGAAAAUGCUGUUUCUAUCAAACCUAAUGCCGAUGGCUUGGAUUUCUUUUUUAUGAAAGAAUCAGCAGCAAGAAAAUUAACUGAUUUUAUCAUUUCUGUUUUGCCAUGCAAAUAUCAACACUCAAAAAAAUUGAUUUCCCAUGAUUGUCACAGCAAUGUUUAUAAUUACAAAUUUACAUUUAGUAUAGAAUUGGUGCCUUUAUCAAAAGACAGUGUAAUUUGUUUACCAAAGAAUUUGACCCAUCAAUUAGGAGGAAUAACUUCUGUAUGUGUAGUGCAUAAAGUUUCUUGUAGUAUUCACCUUAUAGAUGUGUCAUCAGGACAAGUUGCAGAUGUAAGUGCCAAUGUCUAUUGGAGAUAUCCCUUCAAUAGUAUAUGUAAUCCCAAACAGUUAAAAGAAUACACAGUUAUGGAUAUUGAACCAAUAUGUGAAAAAGAAAUUAAAAAAUUUCCUGGACAAGGACAUAUUUCCAAGAAACAUGUUAUUGCUGAUGCAUGGGUAGUAAAAACUGAAGAUGUAGGAUUGACACAAAAUCUUAUUCAUACAAGAACUCAUUUAGGUGGAAUACUCAAGCUCGGAGACUUAGUUCUUGGCUAUGCUUUGGGAGAAAUGAAUGUAAAUGAUCCGAACUUUGAAAAGCUCAAUCAAGAUACUGUACCAAAUGUUAUUCUUGUAAAGAAAUUCUAUGGUCACAAUAAAUCUGCUAGGCGAAGAGCUAGACAGUGGAAGUUAAAGCAUAUUGCAGAUGACAUGGAUAUUGGUUCUGAAAAUAAUGACUAUAAUGAAUUUUUGGAUGAGCUUGAGGAAGAUCCUGAAAUGCGAUCAAAUAUUAAUAUUUAUAAAGAUAAAAAUAAAAUUAUACCAGUUGAUACAAGCUGUAUUGAUCCAUGUAUGCCACAGAUUACCCUUGAAGAAAUGCUUGAUGAUUUAGUCAUUAAAGAUGUUGAUAUGACAGAGGAUUAAAUAAAAGUUCUUAGUCAAUCCUAUAAUAAUUAUUUUUCUUUUUUAUCAACAAUAACUGAUGUUAUGAAAAUAUUAUAAAAAUAAGAUAUUUAUUACUG